Molecule: messenger RNA, 5149 nt
Organism: Lytechinus pictus (painted urchin)
Lineage: Eukaryota; Metazoa; Echinodermata; Echinoidea; Temnopleuroida; Toxopneustidae
Product: shootin-1-like
Exons: 11
Coding region: 36-1793 (585 amino acids)
Biological process (GO): neuron projection morphogenesis; positive regulation of neuron migration
Cellular component (GO): axonal growth cone; cytoplasm; cell leading edge
Source: RefSeq, a predicted model, not a curated record
UUCGAGAGAUAAAAGAGCUGAAAAGGAAAAGUCAAAUGGUUUUUGCACAGAAUGGAAUUGAUUUUUCUCAAAUCGUCGAUAUCAACCUGGAUGAAGAUCCGGGGGAGACGUUGCUGGAAGAUGAGGUACAGGAAUCCCCUCAUGCCAAGGAAUAUCAAGCUCAAAUUGAAGUGUUGAAGGAUGAGCUGUUCAAUGCAAAGAAGGAUAUAGGUUAUGCGAUAGACGAGAGAGACAUUGCACAAGAAAAUCUUGCUGCCGCUUAUAGCCAGAUAGCACAACUCAAAGAGCAGAUGAAACUGGAGAAUGUCUCGCACGAGAAAACCAAGAAGGCCUUACAAGAAAGGGAUAAUAUCAUUAAUCAACUCAAAAGAGUAUCAACCUUGGUAUACAAUGAAUUCAACGAGGUUCAGAGCCUAUAUGAGAAGGAAUCCGCCAUGAGGGAACAAGCUGAAAAGAUGGCAUCAGAAUAUUAUGCAAAGAAUAAGGAAGCCGAGGCGUACAAACGUCAGAGUGCGAUGUUAGUAAGUGAUGCCAUCAGCGGAGAUGAUAAACUCAUUCAAAGCAUGACAGAAAUGGAGAAACUCACAAAGGAACUCGAAGAGGAGAAAGAGAGACAUAGAUUAGAGGUGAAGAGAUUAAAGGACGAGCUGGAACUCUCAGAAAGCCGGGAGAAGAUGGAAAUGCUCGAGAACAAGCUGAGCAUCGCAAAGGAAGAGAACGAAUCCCUGGAGAAGAGAGUGGAUGAACUCGAUGUCAAGAACAAGGAACUGGCCUACGAACUGAAAGAAGCGCUUAGUAAACCCAGUCUUCCGAACAUCCCACCGCCUCCCCCACCUCCACCAGUGCCACAACCCCCUAGGAACCCUCUAGAAAUGCUGCAGAAGAUCAUUAAAAGGAAAAAUCACAAUAAAAAGUCGGAAGAUGGCAGACAAUUGGACUGCUAUCAGAAGCAAUUUGAGACGGCGAUGCAGGACAUGAUAACGAGGAUCAAGAAGGGUCAGAUCGUUCUGAAACCGGUCACCAAACCUGAGGCUAGUGAGGGUAGGCCAUCAAGAGGACCAGCUUCAAAACAAUCUAUGAAGCGAGCACAGGCAGUACAAGAACUGGAUAAUAUACUGGUUGGUCUGAAGAAUAGGAACAGAAACAGACCAAGACCUCUACCCAAGGGGUCUAAGGAGACGGAACAAACCGACGAGUUUGCGAAAAUAAUGGCACAGAGGAAGGAACGAUCAAAGCAGCCGCCUCCAACAAGUGCGAGACCAUCCCCUCAACCCACAGCUCACCCACGCUCUACCCCAAGGUCAUUAACCUGCAGUACUAGUCUAGACAGUGGUAUUCUACCCCAUAGGACCGUCACCAACGUGCCUCCUGUUAUUCCGAAGAGAUCCCCUCUCACCACCACAACCAGCGACCCAACACCCCCUCCUCCCGAACCCAUCUACAGCACGGUACAUCAUGACGACAGUCCACCGUCGACGCCUUCCUCCACGCUCUCCUCAAUCAUCUCCUCGUCCUCCCAAGAGAUCGAGAUCCAGAACAACCCGGCUUUCAUCCACGAUAGCGGCGACGAGCGAUACGCCUCCGCGGACUUCACCCCACCACCCCCGACAGCAAAUCCCUCUGCCUUGCAACAGAAUGGCUCCAAGUUUACCAUCGCCACCGACUUUGGAGAAUCGGGCGACUACUCCCUGGUCGAGGAGAGGCAGGACAAGCCAGUGCCAUCGCCAAGGCGACAACCGUCGAUCCCCAAGCACGAGCCGGAGCCUUAUUACAGCGAGGUCAACAACCUUUAGAGUGUGAGCUGAACUUGUCAUGUGAUCGGUCAGGUGACUGCUGCUGAAUUUCCUAUCAUUUGUGUUUUUAAUCUCUGAUAAAGCCAUGUUCCUUUAGAUGCGGUUUUCACGGGGCAAUCAGCGAAAGGAAAAACGAAUAGAGCAAGCAAGCCCUAGAUAAACCAGUCAGCAUACAGAAAGAACAUGUAACCAAAAUAUUUUUAGUAUGAGAUCUAGUUGGGAAUUUACUAAUGUUUGAGUGAUUGGCAAUGGCUUCAGCGCCUACAUGUACAGUAUUUGCCGUUGAUAUGCCCCGUGAAAACCGCACUUGCAGAUGUUUUUGUAAUAUCUCUAUUACCUCUUUUUGAAGGUAAGCCUAUAUGUAUAUAAUAAAAAUAAAGAGUAUCAUGUUUUAAAAUGGUGCAUUUUUAUGUAGUUGUACUAGAAAAGAGAGCUCUUUGGGCCUAAUAUAUAUAUAUAUACAGUGUAUUUAUGUAUAUUUUCUUGCAAUGUAUAGACUUGUUAUCCUAACAUUCUAAAGAAAAAUUAGGUUAUUAUACUAGCCUUUUUAUAAAUUCUUGCUAAUUAUUGCCUAACUUAUAUGAUUGUGAUAUGUUCAUUAGAUUUGUGACUUUUAUUGUUAAGGGAGAAAGAGAUUUCAUGGUAGCAAAAUGUAUUCAGAAUACGUUUUCACAAAGAAAUAGAUUGAUUGUACUUAACCAGUAGUUUUGAUUGUCACAUCGGAUAUUGUUUUAUUCACCAUUUAUAAUUCAGAAAUUUGUAAUUCUACACUAAUAUUCCUUGCUUUUUAGUGGGCCAAAAGCUGAAUAACCAAUUGCCUUUGAUGCUUAACAUAUGCUUUUGUCGACUAUAAACGACACUGGGGAAUUCUUUUUUUUUUUUUUGGGGGGGGGGUGGUUUUGGAUGUUAUUAUUCAUUAAUUCUUAAUUUUUUAACAGUCCCUUAUAAAGAUCAAAGUGGUGUGUGAAAUGUGAAAUUAAAAAUGGUCUUUCAUUGUGGAAGCUGAAAUUUAAUUCUCAUCCAUUCACAGUGCAGUGAUAAAGUCUAUAUAUUGAUUUGUGCAAUACAAUAGAUCCUAUCAACUUCAUUUCAGCUUCAUUUGUAGUUAUAUCCUGAGAAAUUAAUUAGUGAUAGUUAUUUGGCAGUCAAUGUAAUUAAUUGCAUACCUUGAAUUUCUUUUAGUAAGUUUAAUACACUCUGACGAAAUGGAAGGAGAGGGGCAAACAAGUUUUGGAGGUAAAACUUUUCGCCCACAAGGUAUGAAUGUUACUCUAUUUAAACAUUGAAAUGAUCAUGUUGGCUGGAAGGAUUAUGUAGGAUUUGUUGAAAGAUUUGAUUUUUUAAUUAUGUGAAAUGGGAUAAACUUACAUUUUUACUUGCUCUAUUGCGAAGUUACGCAUGAUUUCACAUCUUAAUAGCACCAGGGGGCCCGUAACACAAAGCUAAUAGCAAUGAUCGUAGAACAUUUUUGUACGAUUGAUUGCAUUGACUAGUACAAUGUCCAAUCAAGCGUAUGAUUAAUCGCUAACCUUGUGUUACGGGACCCCGAUCGCUAAUUGUCUAAGUUGCUUUGCAUUUGUCAAAAUUAAGAUCUAUUGGCCCGUUUUCUGAAGUCGGGUUUAACUUGGACCAUGGUCUAACUCUGUGCUAAAAGUAUGGGAAGCCAAACGUUUGAAAAUUUUGUUUACAGUGAAUGCUUCACAUGUUUACUGUGCUCUUUACUAAUUCUUUAAAGAGAAAUGCCAGUAGUUGCAGUAAACACUGAUUUCAUGUGAAAGUCUGUAAACCAGGCUUAAUUGUCAGUAUAUCAUCGAGGAUCUAGAUCUGGUACAGUUACAUAAACUGAACUUUGUGAAAUCAUAAAAUCUAAGCUGAAAUACGAUCACACUGAAGAUCUUCAACACAGAUAGGCACACGUGGGACAGUGUAUUAUUAUUGCUGGAAUAAAGACCCGACGGAAGUGACCGAAUCCGCGCUUAUUUUGCUUAUUUCUCAGCAAUUACACAAUUUCUUCCAGAAUCCUUUGGCACAUAUUUUUUAUUCAUACAAACAGACACUUGGGUGGUCAUUAUAUUAGAUUCUGUAAAAAUUCAUUUUGAGAUCGUUACCAGAACUGGAAUUUACCUUUAAUGGUGAAGACAAUUGUCAUUCCUUAUCCUUCCCAGGCAGUUAAUAUUGUUUUUGCGAGUCGAAUGAGCUGAUACAUUGAACCUCUACUGUUAGAGAUUUAUGUAACAGCUGGCUUCCAUAGUUAAACCACAACUUAAAACCAGAGUUUAAAUUAAACCCGACUUCAGAAUACGGUCCUGUGUCAAACAACAAGAAAGUAUUUCAAGAGCAUUUAACAGCCCCCCCCCCUCAUCUCCUAAUUUAUAUCCAGCAUAUAAGAGAGCAUUAUAGUCACCAAAUCUAAAAAAAAAUCAAUAUAUUUAAUAAUGCAAAGUAUAUUAGUGUAUAUAUUUAUAUGUAUAAAUGACUUUGUAAGAUAUGUACAUGUAAGUAAUACAAGCACAUUUUGUCUCACGAGGUCGCUUUGUCAUUGAAUAUUGUGUUCGAUAUGUUGGACCAGUAAAGCACUUAUAACAGUAGUACAUGCAAAGGAAAUUUGGAAUCUAGUGUAGGGAACAAAUGACAUAACAAAGAUAUUGCAUAUGAGUAAGAUUUUCUUUUUAUUGUAUUUCACUUUUCAUUCAUUUAUAAUCAAUCGCAUUUUACAUGAUUUUUUUUUAUUUAUGUGUAAUCGAUAUGCAAGGAAUAUGGUUGCUAUGAAAAAUGCUGCAUCACAAUUUUAUACAAAUCCAUUGUGUGUAAUCGAUUGUAACUGGUGAUGGCAUUGCAUUGUGGGUUUUUAGAUCCGAACAAACUCAGAGUAAGGGGAAGUUGGUUUUAAUAAAGGCAGGGGAAAAAAUAGGUCAGCAUUCUUUGUGCCAGGGCCAGGGAUGUUUGACAUCAUUUCAUAUCCCCUUCUAAGAGAAAAAUAUCAUGUUCCAAAGUUUUAUAUUAUAUUCUCUGUAACCUUGUCCUCCUUUUAUCAUUUUUAUUAAGACCCUACUUUAAUCUUCACUUUGUAUUUUUUGUCCCAUAAACAGAUAAUUCUUCUAAAUGACAGCAGAAGAUUUUACAUACUAUCAUGCCAUAACAUGGUGAUGGUAUUUUUAAUAUGUUGAAAUCAAAGCAAGAUUACAGGAUUAUGCUAACUGGUUGCAUACAGAAACAGAUUUGUAUGUUAAAUGAAUGUGCUUAAAUGAUGUAUAUGUGAAAUAUUGUAGAAUUUCAUGGGGAUUUUGUGUAUCUUUUUGAGGGCGCAGGGUUAUUUUCAAUAAAAAAUUGGAAAGGUGUCUUUCAUCACCCCCAAA